Messenger RNA from Biomphalaria glabrata, 5268 nucleotides. RefSeq lists its product as uncharacterized. NCBI's taxonomy places the organism in Eukaryota, Metazoa, Mollusca, Gastropoda, Planorbidae. The coding region runs from base 269 to 1027 and encodes 252 amino acids. The transcript is spliced from 6 exons. The record is from RefSeq and is a predicted model, not a curated record.
AGCCUCCGCUGUGCAAUGUGUGGCAUCCAUCGAUUGGGUUAGACGUUCAAGCCAGUCUACUGUGUCGGGAGUGAGUGGUGUGUGUGAACUCACAAACACAGUGGAAGCCUCACGGAAUGCCUAACAGUGUCGCUUGUAUUAGUGAUCAGCAUAAAGACCAGAUAAUGUAGUCAAAUGAUGCUUUCCAAAGACAUUCAGUUCUAGAGAUUUACCUGGAAACCAAAUUGUCAAGUUCUCAUGGGCCAGCAAGGUGACAGGACUUGUUUGAAUGACUUGUAUGCAAGCGACGGUGUCGCCUAUGAUGCAAACUGUCAUAAGAUGGCGGCGAGCCUCAGAGAUUGAGUCUUCGAGGUACCCGGCAGCGUCCAACCCCUGCAGCUAUCUUCUGGGCAACUCUCUUUGUUACAUCAUUUCCGGUUGCCUUCUUUUAGUCGUCGGAGUCAUCAUCACAUCGCUGACCUUUCAAAACUUGGACGGGACAAGUAGCGAAAACAAAGAGCGGUACGCGGGGCCAGUCCUUAUAGCUGCAGGGGUUCUUGUGAUGGCCAGGGGUGCUCUCAGCAGACUCUGGCCUCGGCGGAGGACUAUGUCUGCACGUCGACGCUCCUUACUGCGCCGGUACAUUAGGGAGAUCUACAGCCGACCAAUAUUUGCCGUGAGCCCCGACUGGGAGUGCCUGACUGUUCGUUUACCAAACAAUUCAACUUUCAGCCUUUGUGAUAUGGAAGUUGCCGAUCUUUAUCAUGUUUCUUCCAGAACACGUUUGUACAGUGAUGACCCUCCCUCCUAUGAAGUAGUGACCAGUGGUCAGUACGUUUACCGAGACACCUACGUCCACGCCUACAGCAACCCGGCCAAUGAAGUGGAAGACGACUACAAUGAGGAGGACCUCGACACCCAAGACCACCCGAUCCGCAUCAUCGUGACUCAGACCUCAGACGUAGCUACGCCCAACGAAGACCCCAGCCCGCCCCCUUCCUAUGACGAGUACAUUCAGUCAGAAACUAUGAAAACAACGACUUUGUAAAUCACUUGUGUGUGUGUGUGUGUGUGUCACAGUGUGUGCGUGUGUUUGUGUACAAAUGACUGUUUGAGUACGAGUAUGCUUACGUGUUGAUGUGAUUGGGUGUGAGUGUGUGUGUCACAGUGUGUGCGUGUGCUUGUGUACAAAUGACUGUUUGAGUACGAGUAUGCUUACGUGUUAAUGUGAUUGUGUGUGUGUGUGUGUUUUCCAUUAAUGUUGAAUUGCCUGCAAUGUAAAAUGAGAAAUUCGGAUUAACAUGACUGUAGCCUAGCUGUUAAUAUUAUUUGUGUGUGCCACUCUAGUAGCAUCCUAGGCUUAGGUUGUAGGCUUAUGUUGUAAAUACUAUGAAAGCACUUCGUUUUAUAGCUGCUUAUUAUUAGAAUUUAACAGAAGCAACUUGUUGCUAACGACAACGUUAAGCUGCAUGUUGCCAUGGAGAUGAAAUUAGUGCAAUUAUUCCCAUAUAUCUAUAUUUCUAUAUUGUUGUAGAUAAAAUCCCUUUAAAAUACCAGCAACCUAUUCGCUAUUCAUAAAUUUCUAUAUCUGAGUGUUGUCCCUUAAAACAUGGAGACUAGACGUCACAUCGAUUUUGAAAAAAAAAAAAACUUUCUACGAUUUCAUACAGAGGCAAACCAUUUUCAAUGACUACAAAAACAUUUUUGUUAACACCUUUUUAGUUUAUAAAUAUCUUAUCAAUAAAUCAACUCAAUCAACAGAAUACAUUAGAUAGAGUCAAUACAUGAACUCAAUCAACAGGAUACAAUAUAUAGAAUCAAUACAUCAACUCAACAGAAUACAUUAGAUAGAAUCAAUACAUCAACUCAAUCAACAGAAUACAUUAGAUAGAUUCAAUACAUGAACUCUAUCAACAGAAUACAUUAGAUAGACUCAAUAAGUUACAAACGGAACACACAUUGUGAAAGUGUGGGGAAAAGAAACAUGAGAUAAAUGAUUCACCUUAAACUAGGAUGUAGGCCUCUUGCCUAUAUGUGGAUGAACAAUUUAAAAGCAGUUUAAACUUGUGGUAUCAUGGGGAUAUUUUCUGGUCAGCAUUGUCCGAACUAUUUCAAGUGUCUUACUUAGUGGUAUGUACUGGAGUCAGGACAAUGACUUGAUAAGAAUUAGUUCUGUUUCAUAUGCUUUCAUCAAGUUAAGUUCAACUUCAGUACAAUGUCUGCGUACUAUGCUACUUUUCUAUCUAUCUAUCUAUCUAUCUAUCUAUCUAUCUAUCUAUCUAUCUAUCUAAUCUAAUCUAAUCUAAUCUAAUCUAAGUCUAAUCUCUGUAGUAGAUAACGCCCAACAUGUUUUAGGUCGACCAAACUGUUCAUUCUAUUAACACUACACCAGUGACCAAAUUGGGAUGGCUGCCGGACCGUGUGGGUAUGUCGUCACAAAGGUCAAACCCUGACCGUCUCCAUUCCCUUCCGUGCUGCACGAGGUAGGACGUCAUAAUCUUCAUUUCUGAAGGAAUGUCCUACAUGUAAGAAAUGUCCUUCAUGUAAGGAAUGUCCUAGUAGUAUCCUACAUGUACAAGUUAAUCCCAUUCGAUGUGGCCUUUACCCAAAACAAAAUGUUUUUUCUCUUUCUGCCUAGUCCUUCUACCAAGCAAUACAAUCCAAAUUCCAUAUACACAUAUCACACCGCUCUGAAGAAGUAUUUAAUAUAUUACACUAUUUAAAGGGUUAUACAUUGUACUCGCUUAUUUCUCUUGGAUAAUCGCCAUUCAAGAUUUAUGUGCUAGCACAGUUGUCUUUUAUCGUCGCUUCUUCUUUCUACAACACAAAUUUGUGACGAUGAUUCCGUUUAGGUCUGUCUAGGACUGUGUAGACAGUCAAGGUCAGUCUAGGACUGUGUAGACAGUCAAGGUCAGUCUAGGACUGUGUUGACAGUCAAGGUCAGUCUAGGACUGUGUAGACAGUCAAGGUCAGUCUAGGACUGUGUAGACAGUCAAGGUCAGUAGGUCAGUCUAGGACUGUGUAGACAGUCAAGGUCAGUCUAGGAAUGUGUAGACAGUCAAGGUCAGCCUAGGUCAGUCGAGGACAGUCAAGGUCCGUCUAGGUCUAAGUUAAUGUCCAAUGUAUUUAAUCUAUGUUAAAGGAAGUAUAUAAUAAUUUGACUGAUACAUUUGUUAUCGCACAUGUUUCUUGCAUAAAAUACUUUCAACCUUAUACACAUAAACAAUUAUGGGUGUAUUAUUUCUCUUUUAAUAAUCAAGUAAUUCUAGACACGAUAAACCGAAGACGCAUAACAUGUCUCAUAUGUAUUUAUAUGUUCAUAUGUAAAUAUAGGCCUAGUAUAUCGCCUAUAGAAAUAUUGAUACAUCUCUUAUUAUGCCAUACACUUCACUUGAUUCAAUGUCUAUGUCUAUUGUACAUACUAUUGAUCAAUAAUCUUGUAAACAAUUUCAAUACUACGCACUUCAAUGUUUGAAUUCUUAGUAAUGCUGCCAACUUCGCACAUUUUAGACUUGCCCUAUUUUUUUAUAUGCACCCAACCCGACCAAGUCACUUGUGUGCUUAACUCUGAAUAAAUUAGUUGUUUUUUUUUAAAUGUACAUAAACACUUUUUACAGAGCUUAUAUUAACUCACUCUGUCUGUCUAUCUGUCUGGUAAAAUGUUUUAACACGUUAUUUCUCCCAUUGUCUGAUCAAGUUGAAACUUAGCACAAUUAUUCAUUGGCGAAAACAAUACAAGAAUCAUGUUUAUUUUUUAAAUGGUCAAUUAAAUAAUGGUAAUUUAUUAUUACCAUGGACUACAACAAAAUUCAUGACCGCCGUUCUUCAGACAGCUGAGUCUUAGAGGAGCUGUGAGAUGUGGGGUCUGGGAACAGCUGUGAGAUGUGGGGUCUGGGAACAGCUGUGAGAUGUGGGGUCUGGUAAUAGCUGUGAGAUGUGGGGUCUGGGAAUAGCUGUGAGAUGUGGGGUUUGGGAAGAGUUGUGAGAUGUGGGGUCUAGGAAGAGUUGUGAGAUGUGGGGUCUAGGAAGAGUUGUGAGAUGUGGGGUCUAGGAAGAGUUGUGAGAUGUGGGGUCUAGGAAGAGUUGUGAGAUGUGGGGUCUGGUAAUAGCUGUGAGAUGUGGGGUCUGGUAAUAGCUGUGAAAGAAAGAAAUAUGAAUAAAUAGUUACAAUAGGUUUGGAAUCCCAAUUGACGAGGCUGAUUAAAUGUUCAUUAAAGCCGUUGUUGUUUUCUUUAGGAAGAUGUAUUUCUUACAUAAUUUGUAAGUCUUUUGUAGACCAAAAAAAAAUCUUUCUAGACUCUAGAUAACUCUAGAAUAUCAAGUGGAAUGGCAAUAAGUCACUUCACUCUGACAAGGGAACGCUUCCAACUAUUUGAGAAACGCUGUACUAAUGAUGUUGUUUUUCUACAAAGCUUUUAUUAAUUAAUUCCGUCUGUCUGUCCGGGUGGAUUCUUUUACACUUUUUUCCCCUCAUCCCUUUCUCGGUUCCAAUUGAAAUUUCGCCACAAUUAUUCAUUGCAGCAGACGAUACAUUGAAUCAGUCAUAGAAAUUAAUCAAUUAGUUUAUCAAUUAGUGGUAAUUAAUUUGUUAUGUCUUAUAUUAAAAAAGAUGAGAUAAAUUUUGCAGUAUUGAGAUAUAUGGCAUGUGAUUGUGAGGUUUUUUCCUUUAUGUAACCUUUGUUUUUUUAAGUAUUUAUUAUAUUUUGCUUGUUUCAUUUUAUUUAUUUUGCACUAUUUAGUACCUAGCAAUAGACUUCUUUUGGGAAAUAACGACGUUUGUGCAUCAUCGUAGGAAAGAAAAAUGGCUGAAAUAUUAUUGGCAGAGUUGAUUGUGCAUUUAAGUUUAUUAAAUUUGUUUGACCUAAUUUGUUUCAGCUAGGCACACAUCUGACAGUUGUAUUUUAUCCAUUUUGUUUUCAUGUUCUGAGACACCUUUGAUAUUCUAGUCAGUAUUUACCACUCUAUACCGUCACACAAUGUCAACUAAUUAGGUCAUCUUUCAGUUCACUAUGCAUUGUCUAUGUUGUACAGUUAGAAUACUAGCAGACGAUCUAGAAAAGUAGAACAGCAUUUAGUCUCUUCCAAUUAUUUCCCACAAAUUUGACUUUGUACAUUUUUAGCUGUUGUUGAAUCUUUUUUUUAAAUUUGUUUACGGUAUUUGAAAAGUUUCAAAUGAACAAUUAUUUUUUUCUUGAACAAUUUGACAAUGUUGUUGUAUGUGUUUUGUUCCAUUUCUUUCUUUUUUUUUGCACAAAUUUUGUUCCGUUAAAUAACAAUGUUUUUACUGUG